ACCCGCACGGAUUUUGACUUGGGGUGCAAUUCAGGGUGACUUCCCAUAAGGCCACCCAUCCUUGUUGUACCCACACUGAGCAAGUUUAACUUCGGAGUUCUCACAAGAACUCCUCCGUUUCACCCCAAAACGCGUCUUGUGAGUUAAGGUCGGUUUCUUACUUAUGAACCAUGGAUCUCUCCCUUGCUUUGUCGAUGUGGGAUUCGCCUAAGGUGUUACAAAAGUUCUUUGAUCUCCGGAGUCGAGGAAGCACCAGUUACCGCCCCCAUGUGGUGAGGAAGUUCUACCACAAUUUAGAGCUUUCUGGUCCCUGUGAUUCUCAUCUCGUGUCGAUCUUCCUGGGACAUAGAGUCUGCCUCCAGCCUCAUCAGUUAGCUGAGAUCCUCGAUCUCGCCGCCGGAGGACACCCCAUUGAGAGCAUAAGCGAUCUUGGGCGGCUGUACGAUUUUGAGUUUGAAGUUGAACUGGCGAAACUCACAAAGGGGCGCAUCAAGGCUUCUUUCCUCCUAGAUCCUCUUCGAUUCCUCCACUGGAUGAUCGUCAACUGCUUCCUGCCAAGGUACCGUGGUCAUUCGAUUAUUCGUAAACUUGACUUGUUUAUCCUUGUGCAAGCUCAAAGAGGUGUUCCUGUUAACCUCGCAUCUCUGAUGUGCCUGAACAUUGUUGAGGCUGCUCCUAGAGGGGAAAACUAGUACACUGCCUUUCCAUAUGCCACCUUCGUGACCACCUUUCUUGAAAGGGUUGGGAUGGAUAUGGGGGUUUAUGUUAAGGAGGACCAGUGCGCUUAUUUGCCGGUGUACCGUAUAGCCGACUUGACCAAUACUUUUAUUGACCUUCGGCAUACGGAGCAUCAAGAGACCCCUGAGGCCUCCUCAAGCAAACCUCCUAGGCUUACAUGAGAGUCAAUUGAUGCAGGGCGGGGUGGAACGUUGGAGCAGCAAAGGGGCCAGCAAUGGAUGUCUUCUGUUAACAAGUUUCCUAAGUCUUUGUUGGGUUUUUUUCCAGUCUUUUGUCUUUUCCUUAAUUCUCCAGCACUCAAAACUGUCAGGUACUGAGGGGAGCCAGUACAUCAUCUGACUAGGAAAGUCUCCCAUUUUUUGAAUUGUCCAGGCCAAUAUUUUUCUAUGCAUGCAGUAUUUUGUGAAUUUUCCAUGGCUAAGUUCCCUAAGACAGGUGACGAGAUGCAGUAAUGGUCAUCUCCAAUUGUGCAAUUUUUGUGACUUGCAAGAUGAUGUGGCAAGGAGGUGCAAUUGCAUCUCUAAAUUGCUAUGAUGUGAGAAGCUAUUGCAAGGGUGCAAAUUUGCUUGCAAUUGAAAUGGGCCCACGAGUGGGGACUAUUGAUGAAAUUGCAAUUGACUUUCAUUGUUGUUGAGAAGUGUUGUUUUCUCAAAAUUAUAGAAGUGGAAGUAGGGACUACCUAUGAAAUUGCAAAUGAAUUUCAUUGGGGGAGAUUUUAAUCCGCUUUUGUUCUAAGCAGUUCCAAUUAGGUCGAAGAAUGUGUUACUUAUUUCAUCUUCAUUUUUUAAUGGUUUUCGAAAAUUAUGGUUUUAUUUAUAUUUGGUCACAAGUAUAGUGACGAUGAUAGGCGUGAAUAGUAUGGAUAUGGCUUGAUUAUAAUGAUUUUUUAUCUAUGGUGGUUUUUCCCCUUUUUCAUCAAGACUCGUGCUUCUUUUAUUCCCCCGGUGAAUCUAUCAUGCUUCGUUUAUAGUAAAAUACCCUUUUAAUUAUACACAAUAAAGAAUUCAUUGAUUA
This is a messenger RNA of Linum trigynum, 1752 nucleotides long. NCBI's taxonomy places the organism in Eukaryota, Viridiplantae, Streptophyta, Magnoliopsida, Malpighiales, Linaceae. The record is from the annotation of a GenBank genome assembly.